GUGGGAUGGGAUUGGUUAUUGGUUGGAUGUGGAUCAUAUUUAUUUUUAUGUUUCUUUAUUAUUUAUUUAUAUUGGCUUUGGCUUUGGGGAAGUUUCGUAUGGGGAUUGGAUUUGUGUGAGGAUUGCUGAGAGAGGUGACGGUGGUGAGAGUGGCUCGGUGGUCAGCUGGUGAGAAUUUUUGUGUCAUGAUUGAUGGGUGAUGGGUGAUGGGAGGGGUAGGGGUGAGGUGAGGUGAGAUGAGAUGCCAUGCCAUGCCAUGCCAUGCCGUGCCGUGCCGUGCCGUGCUGGGAAGUAAGUGGUGGUUCGCCGGUUCUAUCGUAUUCAAUGGGUAAUGUUUCUUGUGUAAUAUGUUGGAGUGGAAGUAGAGACGGACACAGACACGGAAAGUAGAGGGUAGAGAAUGAUUGCAUAUCUAUGUAUAGAACACCAGGUACGUAGGUAUAUCUGUGUAUAGAACACAGGUACGUAUGUAUAUCUAUUGAGGUAUUCGGAUGUAUGGGAACGAGUCGAUGAUAUGAGGUUGAGUGGAGAAUGAUGGUGAUGGUGAUUGUGUUUGAUCUGCAUAUCCUGUGCUGUGUGUGCCGUAUAAAACUACCUAGGUAAGUAAUCCGAGUCGAGGAGUGAAAAGCCCGAUGUAGAAUGGGAAUUUCAUUCAGAAUUGGGAAGAUCAAUGUGAAUUGAGGAAUAUCAUAUCUAAUAUCUAGUAUCUAUUAGAUGAGAAUAAGUCGAAUGAAAUAUAAGUGGUAUUAUUUUUAAGAAUACAGAUAAGUAGAGAGACAGAUAGUUAAAUAGAGAACUUUAUAAACAAUCGAGACCUCCAUAUCACAUCCUACCACAGCGAGAAUUUGUCUACUAACUCAUGAUCCACAAACAAACACGAGCAAGUAGGUACUUCUUUGAUGACGACUUAAUACUUGUAAACUCUACUUUACCUCCUCAUCUAGGUCAAUUGCAGAUUAGAAAAGAAAAUGAACACGGUCCACUUCUGUACGAAGAAGGAGAAGAACUAAGUAAAGUGUCUAGGUGAGUACCAAGGUAGGUAGGUAGGCAGGUAGGUAUGAAAGAGAUCCGGAUUCUCUGAUUUAUAUAUAAAGUUCUCAAGUCAGACGUCAGAUUGAUAGUUAGUAAUGAUUUUGAAAUUCUUUCUCUCACCUUGAUCAUUUGAUAACUAUAAUCUUCUGCAUCUCAUUAUCUUUUUAAUCUGCGAGGUAUUUACCUCCUCUUUCAACUGAAAUCUUCACCAUAAUCCAUCUGGAAUAUAUAUAUUUAUAAACAUACAUACAUUUCUAACGUACAUAUAUAUUUACAAGGGAAAAGCUGAUCACGCAAAUCUUCAUUCUUAUCCUGGUUCAUAUCAAGGUCGUCUCGUUGGUGUGUAUGUCACAUCCAUACGUCCAUCCAUCCAUCAAUUCCCAUUUCGUUCUCUGAGCCGUGGCCAUGCUUUCGGUGAGACAUCAACCGACAAUCAUCACGGGGAAAGGUACACCAUAUUUUCGCAUUUCUACUGCGAGAGUAUCUGAAAUAUCUCAAAUGAGACAAUUGAGAUAUCAAAGUAGAAGUGCGAAAUUAAAUACACAUACAACUUCUCAAGUAUCAGCCUCGAUACCGAAAUCCAAUUCCAAAGACAAAAAUGGAUGGUCGACACAAAAUGCUCUUUUGUUGGCGGCGGCCACCGCCGGCUUAGCUUACACGUUUGCCAUGGUACGGGAAAAGAAUAGGAGGGGUGAGGGUAGGGAUUAUGCGGAUCCGGAGAAGUUUACGGUACCUCAAUAUGCAAAUAUCAAGGAGAUGGAGACGACCCGGAAGAUUUGUUGGCUCACGGAUAAAUGGUCAUCUACCAAUGUAGAUGGUUUACCAGUAGCAGUGGCCUAUCCAAAAUCUACUCAGGAGGUCUCUAAAAUUGCGUCGAUAUGUCACAAAUAUCGGGUACCAAUUGUUCCUUAUUCAGGGGGAUCGAGUUUGGAAGGAAAUGUAUCAUGUCCUUAUGGAGGUGUUAGCGUGGAUUUUGCUUUCAUGGAUCAAAUUAUUACAUUUCAUCCAGAAGAUAUGGAUAUUGUUGUUCAACCAUCUGUUUCGUGGAUGGAUCUCAAUGAUGAACUUGCAAAACGUCAAUCCGGACUCUUCUUCCCAGUGGAUCCAGGUCCAAGUGCAAAAAUAGGAGGUAUGGUAGGAACAAACUGUUCCGGUACCAACUGCGUUCGUUACGGUUCCAUGAAAGAUUGGGUCAUAAAUCUAACCGUCGUGCUCUCCGAUGGAACAAUCAUCAAAACCAAACGACGACCUCGUAAAUCUUCCGCAGGUUACAAUCUCAACAGUCUCUUUGUAGGCUCCGAAGGAACCCUCGGUCUUGUAACUGAAAUCACACUCAAACUCGCUGUCGUGCCACAAGAAUACUCAGUUGCUGUAGUCACUUUCCCUACGAUCCGUGAUGCGGCAGCGGCAGCAGCUGGUGUCAUGCGCGCGGGUAUUCAAGUCGCAGCUAUGGAAAUCAUGGACGAAGUCCAAAUGAAAGUCGUCAAUCUAUCCAAAUCUACCGCUCCUCGUCAAUGGAAAGAACUCCCUACGCUCUUCUUUAAAUUCUCCGGUACCAAAGCAUCAGUGAAAGAAAACAUAGCAAUGGUGUCCUCCAUUGCCAAAUCCCAUCGCGGUAGCUCCUUUGAAUUCGCAAAAGACGCACGAGAACAAAAGUUAUUGUGGUCAGCGAGGAAGGAAUCAUUGUGGAGUAUGCUAGCAUUGAGAAAAAAUGGAAGUGAAGUCUGGAGUACGGAUGUGGCGGUACCUUUCUCACGAUUGGCGGAUAUUAUUGAGUUGAGCAAGAAGGAAAUGGAUGAUUUAGGACUUUUUGCUAGUAUUUUGGGUCAUGUGGGAGAUGGAAACUUUCAUGAGAGUAUCAUGUAUGAUCGGACGGUGCCGGGAGAGAUGGAGAAGGUGGAGAGGUGUGUGAAGAAUAUGGUGGUUAGAGCUUUGGAGAUGGAGGGCACAGUAACGGGCGAACAUGGAAUAGGAAUCGGAAAGAAAGAAUCUCUACUCUUGGAACUAGGACAUGAUACUUUGGGAGUCAUGAAAUCUAUCAAAUCGGCAUUGGAUCCACAUUGGAUCAUGAAUCCAGGUAAAAUAAUAGAUAUCCCCAAGUAAACCCACCUCGCUUCGCUUCGCUUCGUUCCGUUUUCGCUUCCUAGGUACCUUCCUUCCUUCUAUGAUUUGGUUUGGUUUGGUUUGGUAUAGUUUGGUAUGGUUUGGUAUAUAUUCACAUCGCAUCACAUGGCAUAGCAUAGCAUAGCAUAUCAUCAAAAUCACCUUGGAUUGGUACUUACAUCUUGGAGGCCAAAAUAUCCACGAACAGGAUUUGCGGAAAGGAGUGAAAAUGAAUAGGAGCGGGAUAAAAAUUGCAUAGGUAUGCGUAUGGGUAUGGGUAUUGGUAUGGGUGGGUAUGAGCAUGAGCAUGAGCAUUGGGGGAAGGGAGGGGAUUGUCUUUUUGUUUGUUUGUUUGUUUGUUGCAUUUGUAGUUUUGUUUGAGUUUGAGUUUGAGUUUGUAUGAAUCUUGAUUUCGGUUGGAGAUUGGGGAUUUGGAUUUGGAUUUUUGUUGUGGUAUUGAGAUAUUAUUAUGUUGAGUUGAGUUGAGUUGCGUUGCGUUCCGUUCCGUUGCAUUGAGUUGAAUUGAAUCGAGUUGAAAUAAAUUCUAUUAUAUUGCAUUGAAUUCCUUCAAACGAAAAGGAUACCUAGUAUCCUCCCUCUUGUUGACUUGAUGGAAAAUAAUAUGGAAUGAAAUGAACUAGAAUGAACUGAAAUG
This is a messenger RNA of Botrytis sinoallii, 3790 nucleotides long. RefSeq lists its product as uncharacterized. The transcript is spliced from 6 exons. NCBI's taxonomy places the organism in Eukaryota, Fungi, Ascomycota, Leotiomycetes, Helotiales, Sclerotiniaceae. Gene Ontology annotation, cellular component: mitochondrion. The coding region runs from base 1438 to 3135 and encodes 565 amino acids. Gene Ontology annotation, molecular function: D-lactate dehydrogenase (cytochrome) activity; D-lactate dehydrogenase (NAD+) activity; FAD binding. The record is from RefSeq and is a predicted model, not a curated record. Gene Ontology annotation, biological process: lactate catabolic process.